UGUAGAUCGUGGAAGAUUAUAUAAAACUAGAGUAGAAGGCUUUGUUCUCAACACUUUCAAACGGGUCGCGAGAGAGAUUAGAAAGUAUCGAAUGGAGCAAAUUAGGGUUCUUUCCCGUUUGGCAGUAACUGUAACUUGCUUGGUGUGUUUAGGAUUUAGUGUUGGGAUGUGUAAACGGUCAGAUUCCUUGAUCAAGACGGUAGUGUCUAGGUCUAACGACGACUUGCUCUAUUCCGCUAAGCUCCAUAAGGUACAAGAUAUCACGGAAUCGGGAUGGGAUUCACUUGUGAUGAUGUCUGAACUCCCCGUGCUGGUUAUGUUCACAUCCGACCAGUGCAAACGUUGUCCCAUGAUGGAUCGCGUACUGGACCUAGAGGACGAGAUAUACACGGGUAGGUUCAAUUUCUACACGAUCGACUUUGACAAGGCGCCUGUCAUCGCAGAAAGGUACAACGUACGUGAGCUUCCGACCAUAAUUUUCAUCAGACGUGGAUACUUAGAGGAGCAAGUCAUCGGAUUUAAUCCAGCCAAAGUAAUGAGACUCCUGGAGAAAUAUGCAGAGAAAUGAGACUACUCGAGUUCGUUUAUUAUAUAAUUUAUAUUCGCUGCUUCCUUUGUUGAACCUUUGCUUCUGUGCACAACUUCUAUAUGCAGUGUAGUGUUGUUCGUCUCUGUAUUAAUCAUUUUACAAAAUGAAACGAGAAUAAAAUUCC
Molecule: messenger RNA, 713 nt
Organism: Thlaspi arvense
Lineage: Eukaryota; Viridiplantae; Streptophyta; Magnoliopsida; Brassicales; Brassicaceae
Source: the annotation of a GenBank genome assembly